AUGUCUUUGCCCUCCAACCUUGAAAGCCCCGAGGCUCUGGCUAUUACGCCACCAGUCUCGCAAUUCGAUAUGCCGGCAAAAAUCUCUUAUGGCCCUGACGACUUCGACCACCAGCGUCUUCAUGUCUCCUGGCCAGAACCAAGCCAACCACCCGCCCCAGCAUAUUCCGAGCAUGGCUUUGCUAUCGACGCCAUUGAUGGCAGGCGCACCGCGGAACCCGACGGAAAGCCCGGAUACCAGCUGGACGACUAG
Bacidia gigantensis is the source of this 252-nucleotide messenger RNA. RefSeq lists its product as uncharacterized. The transcript is spliced from 2 exons. The record is from RefSeq and is a predicted model, not a curated record. Lineage: Eukaryota; Fungi; Ascomycota; Lecanoromycetes; Lecanorales; Ramalinaceae. Bases 1 to 252 code for a protein of 83 amino acids.